CCGCAGCAGUACCAGCGCGCGCGCCGGAAGGAACUAACCUGGAGCACGCGGCCCGGAACCCGACACCCCUCCGCUGGACCGGACCGGAGGAGCCAGCCCUCUGGACCGAUGUCCUGGCCGAAAUGUCCCGACACAUCUACAUCCGGAACAAGAUAGGCGAGGGCAUCCAAGCGCCCAUCUUUCAGGUGAAUCGAGGGACUUAUUCCAGGAGGAGUCGACUCAAGAGGUCUGAUGGCAGCACCACGUCCACCAGUUUCAUCCUCAGACAGGGCUCAGCUGAUUCAUAUACUAGCAGACCAUCAGACUCAGAUGUCUCUCUGGAGGAGGAGCGGGAGGUGCCGGCCCAGGUCCCGAGCCAGAGCCCAAGCCAGAGCCAAGGACCGGGACAGAGCCGCCAAGAGAGGGAGCAGCAGGCCACCACUCAACUGGAGAGAGCCAAGACCAAACCAGUGGCGUUUGCUGUGAGGACCAACGUCAGCUACUGUGGCGCACUGGAUGAGGAUGUUCCAGUACCAGCCACCGCCAUCUCCUUUGACGCCAAGGAUUUCCUCCACAUAAAAGAGAAGUUCAACAACGACUGGUGGAUCGGUCGGUUAGUGAAAGAGGGCUGUGAGAUCGGCUUCAUCCCCAGCCCUCUGAAGCUCGAGAACAUCCGGCUCCAGCAGGAGCAAAAGAGAGGACGUGUUCAAGGUAAGUUUGGAGGGAACUCUUCUUCCAGUGUAGAGGACGAGGUGUCCGCCUCUAUCCGGCCCCUUAUAUCCUCAGGAAAGCAGAAACAGAAAGUGACGGAGCACGUCCCCCCGUACGACGUGGUCCCCUCCAUGAGGCCCGUGGUGCUGGUGGGGCCCUCGCUGAAGGGCUACGAGGUUACAGACAUGAUGCAGAAAGCACUGUUCGACUUCCUCAAGCACAGAUUUGAUGGCAGGAUAUCUAUCACACGAGUCACGGCAGAUAUAUCCUUAGCCAAGAGGUCCGUUCUCAACAACCCCAGUAAAAGGGCCAUCAUUGAAAGAUCCAACACCCGCUCCAGCUUAGCUGAGGUGCAGAGUGAAAUCGAGAGGAUCUUUGAGUUGGCCCGGUCCCUGCAGCUGGUGGUGCUGGACGCUGACACCAUCAACCACCCAGCCCAGCUCCUCAAGACCUCCCUGGCCCCCAUAAUAGUUCACGUGAAAGUCUCCUCGCCAAAGGUCCUGCAGAGGCUCGUCAAGUCCAGAGGGAAGUCCCAGAGCAAACACCUGAACGUCCAGCUGGUGGCGGCCGACAAACUGGCCCAGUGUCCUCCAGAAAUGUUCGACAUCAUCCUGGACGAGAACCAGCUGGAGGACGCCUGCGAGCAUCUCGCCGAAUACCUCGAGGCCUACUGGAAGGCAACCCACACCUCGAUGGCGACGCCCCUGAACCCCCUGCUGGGACGCAACCUGGGCCCCACCACCCUCACGCCCUACCCCACCAGCAUCUCUGGACUACAGCAGAGCCAACGGAUGCGACAGAGCAACCACACGGGGGACCACUCCACCCCGAACGAGCGGCGCAACCUGAUGACGUCCGACGAGAACUACCACAACGAGCGGGCGCACAAGGGACGCAACCGCAUGUCUUCUGGCUCGCAGCAUAGCCGAGAGCAGCAGGACCCCUACCAGGACUACCAGGACCCCUAUCAGGAUGCAUACAAGCCACAUCGCAAUCGCAGUUCACCGGGCAGCUACAGCCAUGACUCCCGGCACCGGCUCUGAGCCGGAGUCACCAUCGUGGGCCCCAAAGCGGAACCAGAUUCCACAAUAAACGCUGCAACAGAACCAAGACGGUCCCAAAUUCUACUUUUUUUUUUUUUAAUUUAUUUUUUAAGGUUUGCGUUAAUUAGUUUUUUGUCGACCUGGCUAAUUUUCUCUUUUAGAAGUCACAACAAAAUCAGAUGUUUUUUUUAAUCAAGCUGCCGGGGGCGACGACCUCCGUCAAUCAACAGCGCGAGUAGUCGACGUCAUAACGAACGCCGUAGAACGAACGCCGUAGAACGAAUCCCCGUCCCGCGUAUCACUGGGACCUUUUUUUUUGGGGGGGGGGGGGGAGAGAGAUUGUGCUAACACACGAAGCUCAGCAGAUUUAUGGAUAGCGGUCAGAUUAGGUGACGGCGCCCGGCGGGGGGGGGUCGCAUCUAAGUGCCCUGGGACGUCGCACCGGCUCGGUGGGGAGGCCGCUGCGCACAGACUGCUGAAGGCCGCUGACCCCCCCCUCCCCCCCUCCCCCACCCCCCCGGGCCCGUGUAUAAAUAAACCCCUCUCUCCAUUUAGCUUAACAUGCAUGCUGUUAGAUGAUCCAACCUCCGCGUCCACUUUAUUGAUAUUUUGUACCUAGCGUUCUGGAUUCUCUUAUAAUGUGGUGUAGAUACAGAGGUCCAAUUUUUCUAAAUCACGUGCUUGUGUGGAACGGCGUCGUUGGUGGGCUCGUGUCGUGGGGGGGGGGGGGUGGGGGGAGUUUGAUUGCUGGUUUCGAAAAACCGGUGCUUCACAUUCCCAAACUAUUUUGCUAUUUCGGAAAGUCACUUUUUUGAGCGAGGCCAGCUUUUUCUGUAGCAUAGCUUUCAGGGUUUGAUUCGGGCGCAGGGCGGCCCUCGCCGAUCCCGGUGAACGCCGUCGGGGAGGCGGGCCAACGCGGCUUCUGUUGUCAACGGCUACCACUUCGAGAGUUGGGAGAUGGCGGCAGCCGUGGCGGUCUGAUAGGAGAGCGAGAGGCAAUAGCAAAAAUCCGACUGGAGACGCCGUCGGACGUCGUCGAGUGUGCGGAGCGGCAGACGAACCGACGCCGCGAGAAGCUCCGGAGCCGUUCGGGAACUUUAUAUUUCUGGCCCUGCCAGCGUUUGAUCGACCGAUUUAAAAGAAAAAAACAAAACAAAAAAAAAAAGGUCGUUUUUUUUUGUUUUUGUUGCAUUUAUUAGCAUCGGAAUGGAAAGCGGUGUCGCGUUAAAAAAAACCGAGGUGCAGAUGGCGGUGAAGUCAUGCGAUGGGUUCGGAGCCCAUCGAAGUUCCUCCCUGUGGUUUUAGGGGAUUAAAGCAUUAAAUACGUGGCACGGCAGGAUCGGUUGCAUCGUGUUCAUUCUCUGUGUAGCUGGCAUGUUGUCCUGACUGCAGAGCAUGUUCCCUUGAGUAGAACCCUACUGUAAGCAAGUUGAUGUUUGUAGAAGUAAAAGGCACAUCUCUCUUAAAAAAAAGAAUUAUAAUAAUUAAAAAAAAAGAAAAAGACAAGAAAAAGAUGGGCCAAAUUACAGAAAAAUGGUUUGUAACUCAAUACACGGAAACAGCUCAACAGACGACUUUGAGUUUUGGUUUCUAUCAUUCUGAUUAAUUACAGAUUCAGUGAAUUGCAUGACUCAAAAGUCAAUUCUGGAUUACGUGAACAAAAUGUCAAAACAGCCCUCUCAAAAAAAAAAAAGAGGUUCCCCUCACGGUUCUUUUGAAAGAGAGCAGAGAGCUGCUGGCGCUUCUAGUUUUUAAGACUUGUCGUCAUCGUCAUAACACACUGUACAUAUCUUAUUACUUUUAAGAUAUCUUGCGAUAAAGACUCACUGAUUUUUAUCUCCAGAUAAGCAGACGGAGCCUUAAAAAAAGCUUCAAAUUGAUCAUUAAAAUAUUUUUUGUCUUGUGCUCACAGGACAAAGGUCUUCCUUCCGUACGUCGUAGUCCGUAUAAGCCACUGCUUUUUUUCUUAGCGGGACACAAAUAUAGUAAUCAACGAAAAAGAACGUGAGUUAUCCUCAAGACAAAUCAAUACGUUUUUUUCUUUUGGAUGCUCAUGGUUUCUGAUUUUUUUUUUUUUUAAAUGGGGACUUCCUUUCCGGAAAAGAUGGAAACCGAGUGAAGCGUGUGACCCGAUUCAUCUGUUCCUGAGUUUAUUGUACAGCACGACAGACCAUAUGUUGUCAGAAGAGUCUGAAUGCCCAGAAGAUAAAUAAACACAUGUCUGAAAGCAGGAAUCCAUUCCCUUAAAUAUGAUGAUUUGUUUUUUUUGUCUUGAGAUCUAUACAGAGUGCUCUCCAAUUGAAU
Cyclopterus lumpus (lumpfish) is the source of this 4037-nucleotide messenger RNA. Its product is annotated as voltage-dependent L-type calcium channel subunit beta-4-like. Gene Ontology annotation, biological process: chemical synaptic transmission; calcium ion transmembrane transport; regulation of voltage-gated calcium channel activity. The record is from RefSeq and is a predicted model, not a curated record. The transcript is spliced from 14 exons. Lineage: Eukaryota; Metazoa; Chordata; Actinopteri; Perciformes; Cyclopteridae. Bases 123 to 1733 code for a protein of 536 amino acids. Gene Ontology annotation, cellular component: voltage-gated calcium channel complex. Gene Ontology annotation, molecular function: protein binding; high voltage-gated calcium channel activity.